AUGGCGAAAUUGGUGGACAAGGCCAAGGAGUUUGUGGCGGAGAAGAUGAAGCAGCCGGAGGCGACCAUCGAAGACGUGGAUCUGGUGGACGUCAGCAGUGAAGCCAUUACUUACAAAGCCAAGGUGUCCGUUAAAAACCCUUACUCCCUCCCCAUUCCUAUCCACGAGGUCUCUUACAACCUUAAGAGCAAAGGAAGGGUGAUUGCAUCAGGUACGGUGCCACACCCGGGGACACUAAAGGCGGAUGAUUCAACAUUGUUGACCGUAGAAAUGAAGGUGACGCACGAUGUUAUGGUCAGCUUAGCGGGAGACGUAGGUGCAGAUUGGGACAUUGAUUAUGAGCUGGAAAUGGGUCUCAAGGUUGAUCUUCCGCUCAUCAAAAACUUCACCAUUCCCAUCACCAGCAAAGGCGAAAUCAGGCUCCCUACCCUAUACGACCCCUCCUUUCCGAUGACCAGCGAGGGCGAGAUCAAGCUCCCUACCCUCUCCUCCUUCCCGGAAAAAUGAAGAGAGCAACACUCACAUAUUUCAGUCUAAUCAAGUCUUUUACGUUGUUACAUUUUCAAGUGUUGUUACUUAUUACUGGAAGAGUGUUGUGGAACGCUAGCUUUGUGUGCGGUUUUAAGCAUGUGUAGUUUUGAGUCCUUUUAUAAAAACGUGUGUGGUCGAACGCUACUUCA
This is a messenger RNA of Rhododendron vialii, 680 nucleotides long. RefSeq names its product desiccation protectant protein Lea14 homolog. Gene Ontology annotation, cellular component: cytosol. Gene Ontology annotation, biological process: response to desiccation. Lineage: Eukaryota; Viridiplantae; Streptophyta; Magnoliopsida; Ericales; Ericaceae. The record is from RefSeq and is a predicted model, not a curated record. Bases 1 to 507 code for a protein of 168 amino acids. The transcript has 2 exons.